This is a messenger RNA of Prionailurus viverrinus (fishing cat), 1394 nucleotides long. RefSeq names its product hypocretin receptor 1 (gene HCRTR1). The record is from RefSeq and is a predicted model, not a curated record. Gene Ontology annotation, molecular function: orexin receptor activity. Bases 1 to 1284 code for a protein of 427 amino acids. The transcript is spliced from 7 exons. Lineage: Eukaryota; Metazoa; Chordata; Mammalia; Carnivora; Felidae. Gene Ontology annotation, biological process: feeding behavior; G protein-coupled receptor signaling pathway. Gene Ontology annotation, cellular component: membrane.
AUGGAGCCCUCAGCCACCCCAGGGGCCCAGACGGGGACCCCCACUGGUGGUGGGGAACCGUCACCGUCACCGGUGCCUCCUGACUACGAAGACGAGUUCCUGCGCUAUCUGUGGCGCGAUUAUCUGUACCCGAAGCAGUACGAGUGGGUCCUCAUCGCUGCCUACGUGGCUGUGUUCCUUGUGGCCCUGGUGGGCAACACGCUGGUCUGCCUGGCCGUGUGGAGGAACCACCACAUGAGGACGGUCACCAACUACUUCAUUGUCAACCUGUCCCUGGCUGACGUGCUGGUGACAGCCAUCUGCCUGCCAGCCAGCCUGCUGGUGGACAUCACUGAGUCCUGGCUCUUCGGUCAUGCCCUCUGCAAGGUCAUCCCCUAUCUCCAGGCCGUGUCUGUGUCGGUGGCAGUGCUGACUCUCAGCUUCAUCGCCCUGGACCGCUGGUAUGCCAUCUGCCACCCGCUGUUGUUCAAGAGCACCGCCCGGCGUGCCCGUGGCUCCAUCCUGGGUAUCUGGGCUGUGUCACUGGCUGUCAUGGUGCCCCAGGCCGCCGUCAUGGAAUGCCGCAGCGUGCUCCCCGAGCUAGCCAACCGCACCCGGCUCUUCUCGGUCUGUGAUGAACACUGGGCAGAUGACCUCUAUCCCAAGAUCUACCACAGUUGCUUCUUCAUUGUCACCUACCUGGCCCCGCUGGGCCUCAUGGCCAUGGCCUAUUUCCAGAUCUUCCGCAAGCUCUGGGGCCGCCAGAUCCCUGGCACCACCUCGGCCCUGGUGAGGAACUGGAAGCGGCCCUCAGACCAGUCGGAGGACCAGGGACAGGGCCCCAGCACAGAGCCCCCGCCUCGGGCCCGGGCCUUCCUGGCCGAGGUGAAGCAGGUGCGAGCUCGCAGGAAGACGGCCAAGAUGCUGAUGGUGGUGCUGCUGGUGUUUGCCCUCUGCUACCUGCCCAUCAGUGUCCUCAAUGUCCUCAAGAGGGUGUUUGGGAUGUUCCGCCAAGCCAGUGACCGAGAGGCCGUCUACGCCUGCUUCACCUUCUCCCACUGGCUGGUCUAUGCCAACAGCGCAGCCAAUCCCAUCAUCUACAACUUCCUCAGUGGCAAAUUCCGGGAGCAGUUUAAGGCCGCCUUCUCCUGCUGCCUGCCUGGCCUGGGUCCCUGCGGCUCUCCGAAGGCCCCCAGCCCCCGCUCCUCUGCCAGCCACAAGUCCUUUUCCUUGCACAGCCGGUGCUCCGUCUCCAAAGUCCCUGAGCACGUGGUGCUCACCAGUGUCACCACGGUGCUGCCCUGAGCGAGGGCUGCCCUGGUGGCGGCAGGGUGUGCAAGCCUUGGGCUUGCUCCUCUGGCUCCUGGGGGACCCACCUCCUCGUGGAGACUGCUGGAUGCAGGGGGGAGGCUGGG